Closterium sp. NIES-67 is the source of this 2253-nucleotide messenger RNA. The record is from the annotation of a GenBank genome assembly. Lineage: Eukaryota; Viridiplantae; Streptophyta; Zygnematophyceae; Desmidiales; Closteriaceae.
UUUGGAAUUCGCUGUGUCGACCCUAUUAGUCCUACUAGUCAGGAUGCCAUAGCCGCGUGUUCGCCGUGUGAGACUCACGUAAUUUCAUGUGUCACAGGGUCGCGUGCUGUUGAGGACACGUCUUAGCACAUGGCUUAGCGCAUGGCUUAGCGCAUGGCUUAGCACAUGGCGUAGCAUAUGAGAAUCUAGCCGAUUUUUCUCGUGCGGUUCCUUAGGAAUCGUUCGCCUUGGCCUGCUGAAUUCUUGACCAGCACGCGCAACGCACGCGCAAAGCUCCGCGAAGCUCCGCAACUCACGCACAAAACACCGCCAAGUUCCCCGUUCCCCGAUCCGCGGCAGCAAUGUGGCCGGCAGCAUCGGCGGCGGCCGGGCCGCGAGGGCCGCUGGUGACAUUCGGCGAUCUGGUGGGCGAUCUCACGGCGGAGGAGACGCGCGAACGCGGCGAACGUGGCGAACGCGAUGAGGGGGCUCUGCGACGCCGACGACGUCGACGAAGGCAACAGCGAGGGGGGAGUAGUGGCACGGGGAGUAAGGAGGAAGGAGGCGAGACGGAGGGGGCGCGAGACGGUCCAUGCGACCCGUCAUCGUUGCCGUCGUCGCUCCUCUCCCCCUCCCCCUCGUCCGCCGCCCUGCCAUCCUCGUUGUCGUCGCUGGCUGCUCGUGCGUCGCACGUCACUCGCCACAUGCUGCUCUCCUCCUUCGAGGCAUCUCUAGAUGACUUCCGCUCGUCGCUGUCCGAGCCCGGCCAUGCAUGGACCCGAUUCACAGCACAGAUGUGCGCAGCUCUCUCCUCCGCGGACCAUCUCCUUCUCUCCGCCCGCUCCUCCCUCACUUCCCUCGCCGCCACUCUCCUUCGCCUGCGCCUCCUCGCCUCCCGGGCUGCAUCCGCCCUCUCCCUGCUCCGCUCAGCCCUGCACUCCUCCCACCCCUCCCUCUCCUCCCACCCAUCCGACCCGUCCGACCCCUACCACCCAUCCUACCCUCCACACUCCUCCUCGGCUCUUCUCUCUGCACCACCUCCCCACCCGCCUGCCAACGACCCUAAGCCGUGGCCCCAGCGCCCUGAUCAGGCUGCUGUUUCAGAGCCCCAUGGAACCGCAGGCCAUGACGGCACGGGCAUCAACCCCCCCACCAUCACUCCUCCCACCUUCACUCCUCCCACCAUCACUCCUCCCACCAUCACUCCUCCUCCCACCAUCACUCCUCCCACCAUCACCCCCCCCACCACCUCUCCCCAUGACACACAAGCUGUUCCUGCUGUGUCCACUCCCCUUGACUCCUCCUCCUCCUCCUCCUCCUCCUCCUCCUUCACUGCUGCUGUGCACCCUGCCCUUACUCCCAUUCCCCCCUUCUCCAUGCAGCCACCCUCCCUCUCAGAACCCUCUCCUCCUGUCCCUGCGACUGUCACUCCCAGCCUCCCCUCCUCUCCUCUCCCCUCCUCUCCACAUGCCCCCUUUCCUCCUCAUCUGCCUCCCCCUCAUGCAGACUCUUCACCCGCACCUCCUUCAUCUGCGGCUCCUCCCUUGGCCCCUCCGCCCACUCUUUUCACAGUGGCUCCUGCUUCCGCUUCUGCUCCUCUGCUCUCUGCUCCUCCCAUUUCUGCCCCUCCCCUCUCUGCCCCUCCCCUUUCUGCUCCUCCCCUCUCCGCUCCUCCCCUCUCCACUUCCCCUCUCUCUGCCCCUCCCCUCUCCGCUCCACCCCUCUCUGCUCCUCCCCUCUCUGCUCCCCCCCUCUCUGCUCCUCCCCUCUCUGCUCCGCCCCUCUCUGCUCCUCCCCUCUCUACCACUCCUUUCCCUUCUAUUCCAUCCGCUCCCCCAACUGCCCCUCCAGUCGCCCCCCUUUCUGCACCCCCAAUCGGCCCAGUUUUCCCUGGCCCGACUGCCCCCGUUUUUCUGAAUCCAACUGCCCGGGCUGCCCGACCCAAGCCCCCUAAGUUUUUUGUGCCCACUGCCCCAUAAUGCACGACCAUCAACUGUCCCCCCCCUCCCCACACCCCCCCCUCCACGAGCCUGCAUCCUCUGCUCCUGCUGCUGCCUCUUCGGCACCUGGAGCACUGUUGACCGUGCUAGCUGGCACUGCCCUAGGGUUGCAUGUUUUAUAAUGGGUUGAAGUGUCGCACUAAGGCAGCAAUUUGAGUGAGCAUCAGAGAAGGAGGGAAGGACGUGUCUAGAAUUUUUAAUUUUGGGUCGAACCUCCUGCUUGAUCAAGGGUGUCAGGUCUGUUUGUUCUCUCUAAUGAAGUUAUUAAGUGGAU